Molecule: messenger RNA, 2484 nt
Organism: Saccharomyces cerevisiae S288C
Lineage: Eukaryota; Fungi; Ascomycota; Saccharomycetes; Saccharomycetales; Saccharomycetaceae
Gene: TRL1
Product: tRNA ligase
Exons: 1
Coding region: 1-2484 (827 amino acids)
Biological process (GO): tRNA splicing, via endonucleolytic cleavage and ligation
Molecular function (GO): RNA ligase (ATP) activity; GTP-dependent polyribonucleotide 5'-hydroxyl-kinase activity; phosphoric diester hydrolase activity
Source: RefSeq, marked reviewed
AUGCCUAGCCCAUAUGACGGUAAAAGAACAGUAACUCAGCUUGUUAACGAGUUAGAAAAGGCAGAAAAACUAUCCGGUAGAGGCAGAGCUUAUAGAAGGGUUUGUGACUUAUCACACAGCAAUAAGAAAGUAAUUUCAUGGAAAUUUAACGAAUGGGAUUAUGGCAAAAAUACUAUCACUUUGCCAUGUAAUGCAAGAGGCUUAUUUAUUAGCGAUGAUACAACGAAUCCAGUUAUUGUUGCUAGAGGAUACGAUAAGUUUUUCAAUGUAGGCGAGGUCAACUUUACCAAGUGGAAUUGGAUUGAAGAGAACUGUACAGGGCCUUACGAUGUCACUAUAAAAGCCAAUGGUUGUAUCAUUUUUAUAUCUGGUUUAGAAGAUGGUACCUUGGUAGUUUGUUCGAAGCAUUCUACUGGACCCAGAGCAGACGUAGACAGGAACCAUGCAGAAGCAGGUGAGAAGCAACUUUUAAGACAACUGGCGGCAAUGAACAUCAAUCGAAGUGAUUUUGCUAGAAUGCUAUAUACCCAUAAUGUCACCGCUGUGGCAGAAUAUUGCGAUGAUUCAUUUGAAGAACACAUCUUAGAGUAUCCCCUUGAAAAAGCUGGCCUAUACUUACAUGGUGUAAAUGUUAAUAAAGCGGAAUUUGAAACUUGGGAUAUGAAAGAUGUUUCGCAAAUGGCGAGUAAAUACGGAUUCAGGUGCGUCCAAUGCAUUACAUCGAACACCUUGGAGGAUUUGAAAAAGUUCCUAGAUAACUGCUCUGCAACCGGAUCUUUUGAAGGGCAAGAGAUUGAAGGUUUUGUUAUCAGGUGCCACUUGAAGAGUACUGAAAAGCCAUUUUUUUUCAAGUAUAAAUUUGAAGAACCGUAUUUGAUGUACCGUCAGUGGAGAGAAGUUACUAAAGACUAUAUUUCCAACAAGUCAAGAGUGUUUAAAUUUAGAAAGCAUAAAUUUAUAACCAACAAGUAUCUUGAUUUCGCAAUCCCAAUAUUGGAGUCAUCACCCAAGAUCUGUGAGAAUUACUUGAAAGGUUUUGGUGUGAUUGAAUUGAGAAAUAAGUUUCUACAAUCAUAUGGCAUGAGUGGGCUGGAAAUCUUAAACCACGAAAAAGUGGCCGAGUUGGAAUUAAAAAACGCCAUUGAUUAUGAUAAAGUAGACGAACGCACUAAAUUUUUAAUCUUUCCAAUAUCAGUUAUUGGAUGUGGCAAAACAACAACUUCCCAGACAUUAGUGAAUUUGUUCCCUGACAGCUGGGGUCAUAUUCAAAAUGAUGAUAUUACAGGUAAAGAUAAAUCUCAAUUAAUGAAAAAAUCAUUGGAACUAUUAUCCAAAAAAGAAAUCAAAUGUGUCAUAGUUGACAGAAACAAUCACCAAUUCCGCGAAAGAAAGCAAUUAUUUGAAUGGUUGAAUGAACUAAAAGAAGAUUAUUUGGUGUAUGAUACGAACAUCAAGGUAAUCGGCGUGUCAUUCGCGCCAUAUGACAAACUAUCGGAAAUAAGAGACAUAACACUGCAAAGAGUAAUCAAAAGAGGUAACAAUCACCAAAGUAUUAAAUGGGACGAAUUAGGAGAGAAGAAAGUGGUAGGCAUCAUGAAUGGGUUUUUGAAAAGAUAUCAACCUGUUAAUUUAGACAAAUCACCAGAUAAUAUGUUUGAUUUAAUGAUAGAGUUAGAUUUUGGACAAGCAGACUCUUCAUUAACCAAUGCGAAACAAAUCCUCAAUGAAAUUCAUAAAGCUUAUCCAAUUUUGGUACCAGAGAUCCCGAAAGAUGAUGAAAUUGAGACAGCGUUCAGAAGGAGCUUAGAUUACAAACCUACUGUGAGAAAAAUAGUUGGUAAAGGCAACAAUAAUCAACAAAAAACGCCUAAGUUAAUUAAACCUACAUAUAUCUCAGCUAAAAUAGAAAACUACGAUGAAAUUAUUGAAUUGGUCAAGAGGUGUAUUGCUAGCGAUGCAGAGCUGACUGAGAAAUUCAAGCAUUUACUAGCUAGUGGAAAAGUUCAGAAGGAACUUCAUAUAACAUUAGGUCAUGUCAUGUCGUCCCGUGAAAAAGAGGCAAAAAAGUUGUGGAAAUCAUAUUGUAACAGAUACACUGACCAGAUAACGGAGUACAAUAACAACCGCAUAGAAAAUGCACAAGGCUCUGGUAAUAACCAAAAUACGCAGGUAAAAACGACCGACAAACUGAAUUUUAGGCUCGAAAAACUAUGUUGGGAUGAAAAAAUCAUUGCUAUUGUAGUGGAACUGUCUAAAGAUAAAGAUGGAUGCAUAAUUGAUGAAAACAAUGAGAAAAUUAAAGGGUUGUGUUGUCAAAACAAAAUUCCUCAUAUUACGCUGUGCAAACUUGAAAGUGGUGUUAAGGCUGUUUAUUCCAAUGUUCUAUGUGAGAAGGUUGAAUCUGCUGAAGUUGAUGAAAAUAUAAAAGUGGUGAAAUUGGACAACUCGAAGGAAUUUGUUGGCAGUGUAUAUUUAAAUUUUUAG